UACUACAGAGCUGCUGCUGCUGGAGGACGGGCAGGGAGCCCAGGAUAAUGCUCCAUCCCUCAGAGCGCAGCGGUACGCGGGACACCUUGUGAUUUCCCGCGGUGGUGGCGGCGGCGGCGGCGGCGGAGGAGGAGGAGGGUCGUCAUUGUUGCAGCAGUGAUUGUCCCUUCUUGUCCUUUUUUUUCCUUUUCUCUUUCACCACAGUCUUCUCCAUCGUCUUCCCGCUCGCCCCUCCUCACUCCUGAUUCCUCCGCAACUGGCAACCUCUGGGCUCUCUCCCCCUCCUCCUCCUCCUCCUCCUCCUCCUCCUCCUCUCUUUUUCUACUUCUGUUCCCGUUUCUCCCGGGGAGGGAUUUCUGUAUUUCGUCAGGGAUUGUAGAAGACAUGUCUCACUGGGAAUGAUGGUGUUGACACUGGCGCCCCCCUCUCUGUCGCCAUGACGAUGCCAUUCAGCCCCCUGUCCAGCGACGAGGAGCAACAAAGGAUGCUGGGAGGCAACCGCCAUCUCUAUCCAGGGGCGGAGGACGAGGAGGAGGAGGAGGAAGAGGAGGAGGAGGAAAUGGAAGAAGAUGAGCGCGAUGAGAACGGGGAGGAGGGGGAGAACGGCGAGCUGGAGGGCGAGGAGGAAGAGGAGGAGGAGCAGGAGAUGGCGGAGGAAGUCAGGCGAGGAGGCCAGUCGAGGGGGGGCAGAGGUGAAGGACACAGGCAGUCGGGCAAACUGGCCGCACGGCCCGGCGGGGACAGACAGAUCCGGCCGGGGAACCCGGGGCACGCCACCAACCCCUAUUCAUCCAACCCCGGACCCACACACCAACAGCCAGCCAAUCAGAUACAGCCGCAGCAGCAGCAGCAGCAGCAGCAGCAGCAGCCGAGGAGGCUGAAGGAGCGCAGCGCCAGCUCGCUGCCAUCUGAGGACGCCCACAUCGCCAUGAUGGUGUUUCGCAUCGGGAUCCCAGACAUAAAGCAAACGAAAUGUUUGCGGUUCAACCCCGACGCCACGGUGUGGAAGGCCAAGCAGCAGGUGCUGUGCUCCCUCACCGAGUCGCUGCGGGACGUCCUGAACUACGGGCUGUUCCAGCCGGCCACCGACGGCCACGACGCCAAGUUCUUGGAGGAGGAGCGGCUGCUCAAAGAGUACCCGCAGUCCUUCGAGAAAGGGGUGCCAUAUCUGGAGUUUCGAUACAAGACCAGGGUGUACAAGCAGACCAAUCUGGAUGAGAAGCAACUGGCCAAACUGCACACCAAGGCCAGCCUGAAGAAGUUCAUGGACUACAUCCAGACCAGCGCCGUGGACAAGAUGACCAAGUUCUUGGACAAGGGCCUGGACCCCAACUACCAGGACGCCGACACCGGCGAGACCGCCCUGUCCCUGGCGGUGCAGUGCGAGCCGGGUGGAGGCGAGUCCAUCCGGGUCCUCGUGGAGGGAGGGGCUCACAUCGACUUCCGCGCCAAAGAUGGCCUCACGCCGCUACACAAGGCUGUCCGAGGCCACCGCCACUCGGCCCUGCUGGUCCUGCUGUCUCUGGGCGCGUCCCCGGACUACAAGGACCGGCGGGGGCUGACGCCGCUCUACCACACUGUGCUGACAGGGGGCGACACCUCCUGCUGCGAAACACUGCUCUACCACCACGCCAAAGUGGGCAUCAGGGACGAGAACGGCUGGGACGAGACGCAUCAGGCCUGUCAGCACGGCAACUCGCAGCAUCUGGAGCACCUCCUCUUCUACGGGGCGGACUCCUCCUCCCAGAACGCCUCUGGAAACACUGCCUUGCACAUCUGUGCUUUAUACAACAAGGAAAGCUGUGCGCGGAUUCUGCUCUACCGCGGAGCGAAUAAAGAAACGAAGAACAACAGUGGGCAGACCCCCUUUCAGGUGGCGGUCAUGUCCGGCCAUUUUGAGCUGGGAGAAAUUAUUAAAAACCAUCGGGAUACGGAUGUGGUUCCCUUUGUGGAGUCUCCAAAGUACGCCCCCCAGAGGCGAGAGAACACCCGGACGCUCACCAUACCCCACCCUCACCCCUUCCUCCGGGCCAACAGCGACAGCAGCAUGAACCUGCCAGACUGGAUGGCAGUGCCCAACGCCCCGGGGACCAACAUCGUCUCUGUGCAGGGCUAUAAGCAUACUGGUACCCUGCGGAGCUCCAGCAGUCCCAGAGGGGCGAGGACGCGUUCCCCGUCCCGAGGGAGGAUCGGAGACAAGGAGGACCGGAGCAGGCAGAGUCGGAGGCAGGGGCCUGCCCCGGCCAGCACCACCACACAAACAGCGGGGCAGCGCCGACGACUCUACAGCGCCGUCCCGGGACGAGUCUUCGUCGCCACCAAAACACAUUCUGCACAGGGAGAGCGAGAAAUCAGCUUCAGUAAGGGAGACAGGGUCAAAGUGUUGAGUGUUGGCGAGGGUGGUUACUGGGAGGGCACGGUCAGAGGUCGCACAGGCUGGUUCCCCUCCGACUGUGUGGAGGAAGUGAUGCUUCGGAGCCAAGACAACCGAUCAGAGAGCCGAGGAGAACGCGCUAAGAGGUUGUUCCGCCAUUACACCGUGGGCUCCUACGACAGCUUCGACGCUCCCAGUGACUACAUAAUCAAGGAAAAGACGGUGCUGCUGCAGAAAAAAGACAGCGAGGGCUUUGGCUUUGUGCUGAGAGGGGCCAAAGCUCAGACUCCCAUCGAGGAGUUCACUCCCACCCCGGCCUUCCCCGCCCUGCAGUACCUGGAGUCGGUGGACGAGGGGGGCGUGGCCUGGAGAGCCGGUCUCAGGAUGGGGGAUUUCCUGAUCGAGGUCAAUGGUCAGAACGUGGUCAAAGUUGGACACCGGCAGGUCGUCAACAUGAUCCGGCAAGGUGGCAACAGCCUCAUGGUCAAGGUUGUCAUGGUGACCCGCAACCCCGACAUGGAGGACGGCUCGAGGAAGAAAAUUCCCCAGCAGAGCAAGAGGCUGAGCACCCCGGCUAUCGCCCUGCGAUCCAAGUCCAUGACGUCAGAGCUGGAGGAGAUGGUGGAGCGAGCUGCUACCCCUUGGAAAAAAAAAUCAGAAUUCGAAUCCUCACAAGUUACAGAGAAGAAGAGGACCGUCUAUCAGAUGGCUUUGAAUAAACUAGAUGAAAUUCUUGCAGCGGCUCAGCAGACAAUCAGCACCAACGAGGCUCCGGGGACACGGGGACAGGGGCCAAAAAGAGACAGGGGGCGGAGUUUCUAUGGCAAUGAGUCAAACUACGCGGAUCAGCCCGGGAUGGGGAUGAUGUCGUCGGGGUUGGGCCUCGGCUACGACCGCGGACAGUUCACCUCAGGUCACGGCCCACCGCACGGUAUGCUGCGGCAGAAGUCCAUCGGGGUGCCUGAGGAGGAGAAGCAGUUCCUGCAUCCUCCAUCCGUGAAGUUCGCGCGCAGUCUGUCUGUGCCAGGCCCGGAUGAAAUCCCCCCUCCUCCCACCACGGCUCCGCCGGAACCUCCCUUCUCCUCCGCUCCGCCACUGGGUUGGAGAGCGAAGUCGUCUCAGCAGCCCUCCGUCUCCGUGUCCCAGUCCACGUCCACCUCUGCACACUACCAGCCCUACUCCCAGGCAGUGCACUUCACCCAUGGAGGCAGGGAGAGGGCGGGUGGUUCCACCGCUGGCCCCAGUGGAGGAGCGGCGGACCACACAGCCUCAUAUGCACAUGCAACUGCCCACACAGCUCAAAGCAGGACUGCUUCGCGGAAGGUUGCCCAUACUGGGGAGCCUGUUGGAGCUGGCAGCGGAGCUGGUGGAGGGACAAAGGCGGCAGGACUUAGGAGAGGCUACAGCGCCGCCGUCCCCCCAUCCAGCAUUGCCACUGUGAUGCCCCAGCAACAACAGACUACCCAGAGUCAACCCCAGCGAGCAGACCGCAGUACGGCUGGGGCUGGAGCAGGGGGCUCUAAAGGAGGAGCCCGGAGAGGUAAGGGUCCCCUGCUGAAGCAAUCCAAGGUAGAGGACCUGCGCUUGGGCCAAGGUACCCUGGGGGGCAAAGGCUCGGUGGAGAAAAGCUCCAUCCCCAUCCCCACCAUCAUUGUCAAGGCUCCUUCAACCAGCAGCAGUGGACGCAGCAGCCAGGGCAGCAGUGUGGAGGCCGAUGCUCCGGCACCAGGGGAGACAGAUGAAGGCAAAACACCCCACGGUCCCCCUCCCUCCACUCCUGCGCCGCAGCCCCCUGCUCCGCCCUCGAUUCCAGCGCCGCCGCCUCCAUCCUUGCCUUCUAUCCGGGCCCAGGAGAACCUGGACUUUACAAGCCAGUUUGGGGCCGCCAUUGUCGGCGCGGCUCGCCGGGACAGAGAGCGAUUUCACGAGGCCCGCAGAAAGAGCGCCUCCUUGUUUAUGUCUGCCGAGGAGGACGUGAGUCUCGGGGGUAUGAGUGAUGUGACAAGGACUCAGGUGUCACAGCAACAGCUUAGUGCACAGGCGGAAAGCUCGUCCACACGACUGCGCCCGUCCAAGUCUAUCGACGAGGGCAUGUUCUCUGGGGAUACCUUUAUCCAUCAUACCCGCAGUAUGCCUCCAGCCUUUGGUCUACCGGAGUACUCCUCAUCUGCGCUGGACUAUCAGCCUAAGUCUGUGCCUACUGACUUGUACACAGCAGCGAGUAGGCAGGCAGCACCCUCCUCAUCCACCACCUUCAUUCACCCUCUGACAGGCAAGGCCCUUGACCCCACAUCGCCAUUAGGCCUCGCCCUGGCUGCCAGAGAGCGUGCUCUGAGAGAUGAUACCAGGUACAGGAGGGGAACAGAUCACCACUUCAGCCGCCAGAUGUCGAGUGUGGUGUUCCCUUCGUCGACUGUCACCUCUCAGCCGGCGUCAUCUGCCACUCAGACCUCCAGCUCCUCCUACCUCGUCACUUCGUCUUCUCUGGCUGCCACGACGGCCACCGUUGGCCGCCCUCCUUCGCCCAGAAUCCUCAGAGGAGUUGGCGGCGUGUGGGGCGAGGAGGGCGGUGGAGGAGAGAGGGAGCGGGAAGGGGGAGGUGCUCGCGAGGGGCUACGAGUUCGCUUCUCCGAGGACAAAACAGUCCACACGCACCACUACCAGUCUCAGCCGUAUCAGCCCACCUACAAGGAGAGGGAGCGAGAGCGGUCGAGGGAACGGGAGCGGUCGAGGGAACGGGAGAGGGAGCUGUCGACAGAGAGAGAGAGAGACAAAGAGAGAGAGGGUUACAUGAGGAGGGUGGAGCAGGCUGCUGCAAACGCAGCUGAUAGCGCCGCCCAGCAGGGGUCCCAGUCUCAGCAGCCGCGGAGGCCGACUUUUCUCAGGAUGGAGAGUCAAUCCGAUGCCUAUAUAUUGUCCCUCACCCCUCCCUCUCCUCCACCUAUCGGUUCUCAGCAGACAGGGAACACUACCGGGAGCACUGGGACUGGCCUGAUGGUUCUCCCUCCCCCUGCCCCCUCAGUCGAUGUGGACGACGAGUUCGUCUACGCAGAUCCCCUCCCACCUCCGUUACAGUUUGCCAACAGCUUUGACAGAGGAGGUUCAGGGUACGCCAAACACGGGAUGCUCCCCAACAGCCUGACCUCCCGCCAAAAGCAGGUACCGCCCCCUCCACCUCCUCCUCCCCCACCGCCACCACCUCCACCCCCCCAGAAAGAACCAUUCGUAAGUGGGUUUCCUGCUCAUACACCCCUGCCCUCACCUCAGGCGGGGGACUCCACCGCCUCCAGCCUCACAUCUUAUGACAGUGAGGUGGCUAAUCUGACUCAGUCCGCUCCCUCCCCCUCUCAAACAUCGCCUAACCCGCCGCCCCCAUCCUCGCCCUCUACCCUGCAGCCCACCUCAACUGCAGGACCUCCUCCUCCCCCGUCAGUCACACCACCGCCUCCUCCCGCCUCCUACCACAGACCCUUCUCCAUGUCCCACCCCCACCACCUUUACAACAGCACUCACAUGCCCGGGCGCUCUUCUCCCACGCCUCCCCUGCACACGGUUGCGCCUCCCCCGGCCUACCGUGGUCCACCAGUGCCCUCCUCCACUGCUGCCACCUCCGCUCCACUUAGGGGCACUGCCUCCCAUGCCACGACCGCUAGCUGUGCCACUAUAACCACCGCCGCUGCCACCACAACAAGCACCUCCACUCAGCUCUACCAGGAGCGAACACAUGCUACCCAUGCAACAUCCUCCACCAUCACGGGCAAUCGUAGGACAGGGGAUCACCGCCGCACUCCCCCUGCGACCAAGAAGGGAGAGUCCCAGGAGACGGUGGUGGACUCUGGGAUUGAAGAGCUGGACAGCCGCAGCAGCAGUGACCACCACCUGGACAGCAUCCUAGCCAGUGUCCGAAGUGACCGGCUGGACCGAGGCGAGAGGGGAGUCGGAGGACGUCUGGGAGGGGGAGGCGGGGAGUCGGAAAGGGGAGGAGAUUUUCUGGAGUCUUACAUGAGCUACUUGGACGGACAAACUUUUGAGAUGCAGAAUGCCACCGCGGCAGCCUCCACCUACCCAAAGAUCAACAGGUACCGAGAGGGAGGUCGUUCUGGGGAUCUCCACAGACAGACCAGCACUGCCCCUGCGUCCUUUCACUCCCACAGGAGGAGGGAUGAGCAGGAAGACGACGAGGGCGAGGAGGGAGUGGGAGAGGAUGAGAGUGGCCAGGACGGGUAUGGGGUGCGGGACAUGCAGACCGUGGGACGCUCCACGUCGCCGUACUUCGACAGGCCGCGCACCCCUGAGAUGAAGCCUCUCUGGGGCGACGGGCAGAUGACCGGCGACGGAGGCAGCCAGUCCGGGACACUGUUGGAGGGGAGGAGGAUUUAUCCGCCUGCAUCCAGUAUGAAGCCCAGCAUCAUCAAUGAGCUGAGCAGCAAACUGCAGCACAGGAGCAGGGACAGCUGGAGCAGCCAGAGAACACUGAGCAGACACAGAAGCAGAAACAGAUUCUCAGAAGACUCGGCCUCGGCUCUGAGCCCCCCCUCGGCUCGAUCCCCGUCCCCGUCUCCGAUCUCGUUGUCACAGCCAACGUUGUCCCCGUCCCCCACGCCCGCCUCCCAGUACCCGAACUGGGGGCGAUCCCCAUCUCCGCAGCCUUCGGCCGUCUCUCAGCCCCCGCGCUGUCAUUCCCCGCUGUCCCCGACUUAUUCCCCUUACCCCACCUCCCCCAAACACAGACCUGUCUACCGGACCAAAGCCCUGGAGUUCCAGUUCAUCCCGAGUCGCGAGUCCCGUAAAGCAGAAUCGCACAUACUCCAGCGCAGGCGAGCACCCAGCCCCCUCAUCUCCCCGUCAGAGAGGCCCAAGCUGGGCCCACCGCGCCCGUCAUCUCUCCCACUCCUCCCCACCACACCCCUAUACAGCGCCCUCUACGACCUCCGGGGCUCAAUCACCCCACCAUCACCCGGGAACCCUCUAGGGGAUCCUUACUUCUCGCCUUCUCCUCCCCUGUUUGCCCCCUCUGGUGCCCCUCCUCCUCCGAACGCCGCUUUACUCGUGUCGCGAUCCCUCUCUCCAACACACUUCCUGUCUGGGACCUCUUCUCCGCCCUUGCAUCCAUCACAUACCUGCCUGAGUUACCCCCAUCUACCGCCCCCCUCCCCGACAAAGCCGUUUGCCUCCAAGCCACUGCCCUACUGGACCAAGUACGACGUCGCGGACUGGCUAGGAUACCUGAACCUGGCUGAGCACAGGGAGCGUUUCCUGGACAAUGAGAUCGACGGCAGCCACCUGCCCUCGCUAACCAAGGACGACUAUCUGGACUUGGGCGUGACGCGCGUGGGCCACCGCAUGAACAUCGAGCGGGCCUUGAGGAACGUGAUGGACAGGCUGUCCAGCAGCCCAUUUCCCAUUUCUGUUCUCUCGCCUCGGGACGGACAGACUGAGAGGAGGAGGGACGACGGGAGUCGGAGCUGAGAGGGAAAAAGGCGGCGAUGAGAAAAGAGAGCAAAAAGGAAGGAAGGAAAUGAAGGAGGAAUCGGAGUCAAUGAGGGAGGAAGACACAACUGCUGCUGUCCAUGGUGGAUUCACACGACAAAUGAGGGGGGAACAGAUUUCACACAGAGCGCGACAGAACGAGGGAGUCGAGUCCCAGAGGGGGCGAUGGAAACACGGAGAGGGGGGGAAUAAAGGGCUGACGAUCCGUAAAGACACCGGCUGGCGCUCCCCUGGUUGUGGCAGGCAGAUUUACACCCGUACACUCCCCUACAUGCAUGCACGGUCCCACCAGUCGACACACACAAACACCCCCUUCUCAUCCAAAACGCAUACGGAGACGGUCACACGGUGGCGGCAGCAGCAGAUAUUACACGAGUGUGGAAUAGCGAUUAAAAAGCCGAGAUUUCUCGAGAGGAGCAAUGAAAACGCCAGUUAGAUUUGUAUGGACGGGUGGAGGGGGUUGAGCCGGUUGUGUUAGAGUCGCGGGGUUGUCCUUCAUUGUGCAGCCAUCUUUGCCGAACAAGUCGUCUUUGCCCCUCAGCCAGCUGGUUGAAUCCGUUCGAGCUGAAGAGUGAAACCCAAGAAUAUUUAGAGCGCAAUCAAUCACAGACCCCCUUCCCUGCGUGAGUGGAGGCCACUUUCCUUUUCUUUUUCUUUCUCAAUCAUGGAGGAUGAUGAGUGUAGCCGGGCGAACGGGCAUGAAUGUCUGCAGGAGGAACGAGGCCGUUGUCCGUCCAUCCGUCCAGUCCUCAUAACCUGCAUCCUUGGUUCAGGCCUUGGUGGCUCGCUGACGUGUGUGUGUGUGUGUGCGUGCGGCUACGACGGGUCCACUGGUCGGGCUCUGUCCUCACUUGCAGGUCCUUGUGCGUUUCUCUAAUAGCUCUUCAUCAUCUUAAGUCUUAUAAUGACACACAUGAUAUACAGACUGGUCACUGUAUCAAAAAUUUGUAGCAAAAAUAAGUGCCCAGACCAACAACAACAAGAAAAGAAAAGGAAUACACUGAUGUUCACACACACACACACACACACACACACACACACACAGGCACCCAAGUUAUUAUUAUACAUGCCUGCAUGCAUACACCAACAUGAAGACACACACACACACAUGCACACAAGCACUUAACCUGUGUUUGGGUUAGAGUUUAUGGGACACCUUAUAUAUAUAUAUAUAUAUAUAUAUAUAUAUAUAUAUAUAUAUAUAUAUAUAUAGACACAAUAUAGGUUUGGAUCCGAGACGUAUACAGAAGGAGACGGACUGUGCUUUUCAAAUGUUAGAACGGGAUACGUGACGAUGUGAAGAGAAGAAAAGAAUAUCCCUGAGGAUUUUUAUUCCCCCGGGGGGAAAAGACUUUUCCUCCGCGCCGAGGCAACUGUCGUGCACUCGCACAAGACCUUCUGCCCCCCCCCCCCCGAGGGAGGCUGGAACGGAGAGGGGAGGGGAAGAGGAAAAACUGCCAUUUUCUUGCUCUUUCCCACCCAAUCCCCCCUGCUCCUUCCAGGAGUGACCCCCCCACCCCCCCCUCCUCUCUGUGUCUCUCUCGCUCCCUCUCGACUGGAUCCAGGAGGACACGAGCAGCCACGUGGCCGACGACGCGGGACCCGAGAGCCAACCGCUUAUAUCCGAAUUUUAAUACUAUGAUUGUUCUUACAAUUUUUAAAACUUUAAAAUGGGAAUUCUGGAAUACUGAAAGGAAAGAGAUCUAUUGUUACUAUUUUCAUCGUUACUCUCAUCGUCCUUACUGUUAUUGUGGCGUCAGAGAGGUUCCUGGUUCCCGCCCGACGACGUGCAGCCAGGGCAUUUUCUGACUGUGUGAUGAAGAUAAACCUGUCGGUUAUAUAGUUGAAUAAAUAUAUAUAUAUAUAUAUAUAUGUAUAUGUAGGUAUUUUUGAACUGAAAGAUGCAUAGUUAUUUGGUGCGCUGUACCCCUCAACAUUGCUUCUACGUGACGAGAAGCAUUUGCAACUUAAUGUGAAGCACACGUGUAGUCGCUUCCUCCCUACUGCCGUCGCGCUGUGAAGAUUUAUUUGAAAUUAAUCAUUUACUUUGAGAUUUAAAGCCUCAAAACGUGAUCCUCUCUCACCUUUUCUUUUUCUUCUACGACUUAGAUGUCACUUAUUAAUAUGCAGAUGCUUAAAAAUGUAGCAACUGUAACCCCGAGGACACCCAAGGUACAUGACAUCUAUUUGAACAUUUAAACAUUUUCCCGCCAAUUCUGGACAUCAGCCUCGUUCACCCAUAUCUGCGUCCUGCUAACCGUUCUUUUUUUUAAAAAAUUGUUUUCUCAUCAGCUUUACUGUACAUGUCAUUAAACCCUCACCGGUCCUGCUUUUCUCACUGUCGCUGAGAUCAAAUAUAAGGGCUCUCUUCAUGACACUCUCUACCUUGAACAACGCUUCACCUCUCCUGCUGCUUUUCGAGUCCUCGAACAUAUCAAACGUGCGUUUCACAUCGGGGGGAAUCGACCGACCGACCCCGCUGUCCUCAAGUCUAUUUUUGCAAAGGAGAUAAAUGAGUUUUCAUAGAUCACGUCGCUCACACACACACACACACACACACACAGGCUAUAAAUGUGAAUGAGCAAAGAUCAUCGGCGGGGGAUUCGUUUCUGCAAUCGCUCCGUUGCUCGUGGUCGAGGAAAGAUUCUAUUUUGUAAGGGGAAUAGCAAUAAGGACGAUGAAAAUAAUGGUCACCUAAUUAUGGUUUUAAGAUGUAAAAAAAAAAAAAAAAGAAGAAAAAAAAGUCUCAAAAGUUCUAAAGAAUCUCUGUCUUCCAAAUAACG
Scophthalmus maximus (turbot) is the source of this 10647-nucleotide messenger RNA. RefSeq names its product SH3 and multiple ankyrin repeat domains 1 (gene shank1). The transcript has 28 exons. The record is from RefSeq and is a predicted model, not a curated record. Gene Ontology annotation, cellular component: dendritic spine; postsynaptic density; postsynaptic membrane. Gene Ontology annotation, molecular function: synaptic receptor adaptor activity; ionotropic glutamate receptor binding. Lineage: Eukaryota; Metazoa; Chordata; Actinopteri; Pleuronectiformes; Scophthalmidae. Bases 437 to 7843 code for a protein of 2468 amino acids.